AUGGUCCGAUCAUUAUCGCAGUCGACGGGUGAAAUCCCCGAACAACAACAUAAAGAAGCCCAGGGCGUUGAGCGAUUGGAGAAAAGGCGGCGCCGGCCUUAUACACGGGAUGAAUAUGCGCAGGCGGUUCUGUUAUAUUCACAACUAUCUGUGACACAGUCCCUGUACGCGGGAUUUCAUUUUGAGAAUCUGGCCCGUUACUUGCAGCAACCACACGAGGCACAGAUACCGGAUUUGGUCGGCAACCACCACGUCGCGCCCAAUGAUCCCGGGUUCAACUUCGUCACUUUCUACAAUCUCGAUCCCUCUGCAACAAUACGAGAAAGUUAUAUGAAUUCGCCGGACGUCUUUGAGAGCAAGGCAAAGGAGCUGGCUGAUUCUCCCCAUGGUCGCUUAAUAUUCAUGAAGGGCUAUCCAUCCCCAGAAUGGCUGUUGGCCAUUGGCGCAACAUAUCAGGUGGAUCCUGAGUUUUUUCGGAGGCAUCUAGACUUUCGCCAUGGCAUGCGAGACCAUUAUUCGUUGCCCUCGCUGCCAUCCACACUGAGUACUGCAUUGACACUUCGUGUAGCAACAAUAGGUGCAUCAGUCGCAAAGACGAAAACAGACCAUGAGCAAGGCACCAUAGAAGCACUCCGCGAAGAGAAUAAACGAAAGCUCGACGAGUACCGGGAAAACCCCAAAAGUCUGACCCAAGCCAAAGUCGGCGACUCAAUAGUGCGGGACAUAUCCAUCCAUGACCUUCAACAAUUCUCUAUUGAACAAGAUAUCUCGCUAUACGUCGGGACGUGUGGGACAGGAUGGUUUGCUUUGAUCUGGCUUGACACAGCCAAUGACCUGAGACGGAGUGCAACAUCUUUCCUUACCAGCCCACUGCGCACGGGAUCCUGGAUGAUAUCCUCGGUACCUGUGAUACAGCAUCGCCCAGAUCUUGUCCUUAGACUGCCUCGCAAACUUCGGGGACGUGCUGCAGAAAAGGUCGACUUGAAUGGGCCCAAGCCCUCGGAGGGUAUAAUGCAAAGUGCAUGCCUUCUUCAUCUUGACUAUGGUCUAGACCUGGACAAAACUCUCGCAGCAGGGAGUAGCUUCUACGCCCUCCACGAAAUCCUGAUGUUUACAGCCUUUUCGGAGAAUCAGUUUCUCAACAUGCUUGAAACCAAGUUACAGAAAGAACUCGACCCCGCGUUUCUGAUCCGACAGAGUACCCCGACAUUGUCUAACCUACUCUACAACCAACGGAUUUUGGACCGACACAUCCAACGAAUUAAGGAUAAUCUAAACACAUUCAGAGGCAAAGAAUCUUUAGCUUGCUCUAGAGCAACAUUCGAGCCAGAAAAGCAACAAAUUAUUGACGAUAUGACUAAAAAGCUUAUUCAUGAUUUUGAAUACCUUCUUUCACGAUCAUUGACCUUGUCAGAGCAGUGCAGUCGCGGCAUGCAGGUUGUCAUGAAUAAUACUAUGAUCAAGGAGUCCCGCGACGCUAUGAAUCAGGCCGAAGGUGUGGUGAAGCUCACACGCCUCGCUUUUAUCUUUGUGCCGCUAUCUUUCACUGCAUCCUUCUUUGGAAUGAAUUUUGCUCAAUUUGGACAAGGAGACCUCAAUAUAUGGAUAUGGUUCGUUGUUUCAACGCCUAUAUUUAUCAUUUCGCUGUUAUUGAUGAAGUAUGGAUUCACUCUCAACUUCUUGAGAGCACCUAGUAAGUGA
Molecule: messenger RNA, 1701 nt
Organism: Microsporum canis CBS 113480
Lineage: Eukaryota; Fungi; Ascomycota; Eurotiomycetes; Onygenales; Arthrodermataceae
Exons: 3
Coding region: 1-1701 (566 amino acids)
Biological process (GO): metal ion transport; transmembrane transport
Cellular component (GO): membrane
Molecular function (GO): metal ion transmembrane transporter activity
Source: RefSeq, a predicted model, not a curated record